Toxotes jaculatrix (banded archerfish) is the source of this 12841-nucleotide messenger RNA. RefSeq names its product rho guanine nucleotide exchange factor 17-like. The record is from RefSeq and is a predicted model, not a curated record. Gene Ontology annotation, biological process: actin cytoskeleton organization. Lineage: Eukaryota; Metazoa; Chordata; Actinopteri; Toxotidae. The transcript has 24 exons. Gene Ontology annotation, molecular function: guanyl-nucleotide exchange factor activity; protein binding. Bases 453 to 8774 code for a protein of 2773 amino acids.
CAGAUUGGGAAUUAACAGUGAAAUGAUGCGUCGGGCCCGUGCAGGCGUGCUACCCUGGCGAUGGGCAGAGGUAUAGAAAAAGUGAGGGAUAACGAUGGAAAAGUUGUGUUUGUGAACAGGUUGGGAAAGUUUUGGCCAAAAAAAACUACUUGUAGCGCUUUUACUCCUUGCACGGAUGCGGUUUCGGGAAUCGACAACAUGUAAGUUUUUGCAACAGGGCAGCACUCACCUACUUACUAAGUGAAAAGUUUAUCACUUGCCUAACCUCGUUUCAGUGCGGUUUGAGGAUUUGCCAGCAAUUAAGUUUUUUUUUUUUUUGUUAGUGAUUGUUUUCAUGCCGUUAGGCUGCUUGUCGGGGAGGAAAUUGACCACUGUUCAAAAAGGUGCUUGGACCUGUAAUAUCCGUGAAGUGAAAAUGUGUGUGUGAAAUCUACCAGAGAAAGACAUGAACAAUGGCAGGAAGAGAGAGGAAGAAUGCGGCUGUGUAUCGCAGCGUCUCUUUCAAAAAGUUGGGGUCCUGGAGCGCCAACAGUAGUGAGGACCAGCAACACAAAUCAGAGGAUUUGGAGGCAGCUGGCGUCGCCCUUCCCCCGGAGCUCAGCAAAGCAGAACAGCCUUUGGCGACGCGUAAUGUCAGUGUGUCAAGAAAAGUUUCCAAAAUCUCUGCCACCACCGCCGGCCUCCCAACCGCAGAUCCAAAGAGAGGCUCCUCCACUCCUCUCUCCUCUAUUUCUCCAUCCAUCCGCCAGCUCACUGAGAAGUUCAGUAGCAGUAGCAGCGGCAGCGUCGGCGGCUCCGCCAGGACGCGCAGAGCCUCACCGGGAGACGGUGCAGCAGUGACGCGAGGGUACAGCACUCUUCCCCGGGCCAGAGGCUCAAGGAGAGACGGGUCUCUGUCUCGUAAAUCUUUUCACGAGGACAGCGGUGGUGGAUAUCUCCACGAUAGUGAUACCAAUACUACCACCACCACCACUACUACUACUGCAGAGUCUCUCACAGACAUUAAAGUGCAAAAGUUUCACUCUGGCACUGACUCCGUUUCAGGCUCGGACUCAGAGAAGAAAAGUGAGAAGCGGAUUUUUACACGUUUGUCAACGGACAGCAGUAGCAGCAGCUCUGGUAAGAGAAAUUAUUCACAGAUCAAUGCAUGCACCUCUGAUCACAGAAAGACUCUGACAACAGAUGAGGAAGAGGAUGUUACUAGUAGAUGGGUUCCUCCACCCUGUAAAUCUCACAGAAGUUAUCUCCCUACACACCACAGUGACUUUAUUCCCCUGCACUCUGACAAGUGGCCCAGUGUCACCAAAAUUAGACAACUUUUUGAUGAGAGACAAAACAAAGCUACACAGCAGCACAAGACUGACACUUGCGAAAUCUUAAAAGCAGCCGGCAGAGGCCAACUACACGAGCACAGCCUCAGUGAGAGCGCUCCUCUAUCGGAUAGAAAUGACAAACUCUCACCUUGCAGCUCAGCUAAUGAAGCCAAUAGCUUGCCUUUGCAUCACAAAAGCAUAGUUGGAGCACAAAGCAGAGGAAGCAGUGCUGAAAAGGAAACAUUUUGUUAUGGUAUGGACAUUGAUUCCAAAGCUGACCACCAGCAGGACUCAAAUGAUGAGGAGGCAGACAUAGACACACAAAGUUCUUAUUACAACAAAGUCUCUGGCAGAAAUACUUUACAAAGCAGCAGAAGUAGCAGUCAUAGUUGCACUGGGGGUAGUCACUACCGUAGGAUUAACCCAUCUCCAUUCAGAUCUCAUAGUCCCAGCACUGAGGCGGAGGCAAUCUGUAAGACCCCCAGGACGACAGGGUUGACAUCUGACCCCAGCCCUGACCUUCAACCCCCUGCUACUUCGUCUUGGAGUCAGUCGUUGAGCUUAGACACCUCCUCCUGCUCCUCCUCUCUUCAGGAGCCGACAGUGAGGGAGAGAAGGGAUAGACAGGGGGUCGGGCUGCCCAGGGAUAGUUUACAUUCCUCACAUAGCUCCUCUAGAGCGCCAGCCCUCACCUCCUCCUCCCCCUCCUUUGCUCCAGCUCCAGAUAAAGCCAUUACCUCCUCCUCCUCUACUGUAGCUCCCUCCACUGAGCUAAGAGCCCCAGCAAGAGUUCCCUCUCCCCUCAGCUCCCGCUGGAGGUUUAGUUCUGGAGACGAAGAGGAGGAGCACACCAGGAGAAGAAGAGGAGGUGGUUGGAGUGUUCCCUCUGGCCCCGCUCCUUCCCUCUCCUACAGAGGAGGAGAAAGGGGCGCUACAGAGCGAGGAGGCAGCUAUUUAUCCCGCAGUAAAAAUGGCUGGUGGGGUGCUAAGGGCAUUGGCAGAUCUUCAGGCAGUGAGGAGGACAGCCCUGGUUCUUUAGGCCCCCAGAGUCGAGAGGCAGUGCGCCGCCGCUCGCUGAGAAAGAAGAAGAAGGUCAGUGGAGCUGCUCUAGCAACAGGCCGUGAUGAUUACGAUGAUCAUGAUGGCGAAUCAGAAGACAGUGACAGUGACAUGGCCUUGACAAUGGAACACUUAGAGAGGCAUCACCAGCAAAACGCAGGAGGAGACUUUGCAGGAACGGUAUCUCGGAGCCACUCGGCAAGAGAACCCAGUGGUCAUAGUCACAGAGCCAGGGUGCAGCAAUGGGAGCGCAUCUCCUCACCUGUGGCUUCCACAACACUUCCUGGUGUGUCACGAGUGUCAAAGGUCAAUAUCCCCCCAUUUGUUUCAAGUCCCGGUGGUUCACGUUGCAGCAGCCGCUACUGCAGCACUGAGAUGCUGAAGGAGGAGGGCCAGGCUAGCUGCGCCAACCGUGCAGCAAAUGUGAUUUUUAACUCGGGUGAAGCAGGAGGCAGCACUAGCAGAACUGCAUCCUCAUCCAUGUUGAGUAAAACUUACCAUGGAAAUUUUACCAUGUACCGCUCCCCGAGCUUUGGCCAUGGAGAUAACUUCUCCCGAACGCCUGUGCGGGUGCGCCCCAAGAUUGUACCUGUAGUGACCCCCUCUCCUAGUGUACUUUCUAGAGAAGGUGAGGUAUCUACAGGGGUUAGGGGUGGUCAGACCAAGGCAUUAAGGACAGGUGGGGGUGGGGUAGAUAGUGAUAAUAAAAGCAGAAUAUCUAUGUCCAACCCUGAUAUCACCUCAGAAACUAUGACACUCUUAAGCUUUCUGAAAUCUGACCUGUCAGAGCUUAAGGUGCGGAAAACAAGUGGAGGGGACAGAUCUGGGCCCGUGGAGGGGUCAUCGGUGUACAGGAUGGGCUCACGUACCCAUGGCGGGACCCUUCUACCUUCUGGUCGUCGACCAUCACUGAAAGACCUGACUGCCACCCUUCGGCGUGCAAAAUCCUUCACUACUUCGGACAAACCCACACCAGCUGUGAGGUGUUACUUGACAGGUGGCACUGCAAAGAGGAGCUCCUCUGAGCAGCAGCUUGACUUGGAUGGAGAGAGGGAUGGAGGGAGGGUGUCAGUGUCAGACAGGGAAGUAGAAAGUGAUGGGGGGGAUUUUAGGGUUGGGAGAGGGCAAAGAAUGAGAGAUUAUGGAUUUGAUGAUGAUGAGGAGGAAGUGAUGCCGACUCCAUUGCAGCAGAGGUAUGUGCAGGAAGCACGGCAGGUCAUUCGAGAUAUUUGCCAGAUGAACACUAGGGAAGAUGAUGAUAAUGAUGUAGAUGUAAGAAGAACUGAUGAUUACUUGGAGGAUAAAUGUUUCCCGGUCAAGAAACCAAUUGAGGCGAAGGAAAAAGCAGGAGUGAGUGUUAAGGAUGAGGCAAGGACAGAUCAAGAGGCUGAAUUUAAGAACACAAAAGACAGGGAUAAACAUGAGAGGGAGAGAGAGAACAGGGAGAGGGAGAGGAGUGAGAGGGAUGGACAAAGUAUGCAGUUGGAGAAGCUAAACAGCAGGGGCACAGAGUACGGGGAGAAGGCAAAGAGACAGAGUAGAGAGACGGAGAGAGCCUUACUGAAGGGAGACUCGGAGGAAAGCAUGUUCUACGACCGCUCUGUGGAUGAACUUUCAGGCCACGAGUCUAGUUUAACAGAUGAAGGGAUUGUGACAGAGCCAGAGACGGGCCCCACUGACCCUUCCGAGAGGUCAUUCCUGGGGUCAGCAGGGGUUAAUUUGGGAUCUCGAAUACCUAGGGAUGUGCUAGGACAGCCUGUCACCGUAUGGAAGCAGUCUGCUCUCCAUGAGGUGGAAGGGUUUAAGCAGGAGAGAGAAGAGAUGACAGAGAACAGCGUGAGUUGUACAAAUCAUCUGAAUGAAGUCAGUGUACCUCCCUCCUCGCUUCUUCCUACCCGUAUGGCUGAAAGUGACAGCAUUAUCAUGGACUUGAACAAUACUGCUGGUAUCAACAAUGUCAUCUCUACCAGUGAGGAGAUCAACACCAACAGCACAGUGUCGCAGGGGUCUGUGGCCACUGUAGGAGGAGGAGGACUUGAAGCCCCUGCGACUCCAAGUGCAAUUCGUCGACGGCGCAAGUUUUCCCCUUCUGGUAAUAACAACACAGGCUCUGAUUCCAGUAAUGGCAGUAAUACAGAGUCAACAAUAGCAGCUGCUGGAAAUGGGGAGUCCACAGUCUACCGCUCUCUCAGUGACCCCAUGCCUCAACGAUUCUGUUCUGUGGGAGAAGAAGGGAAUAACAAGUUUUCCUCUGUAGACAGCAACCUGUUAGGAUCACUAUCUGUCAAAGGAGGAGGAGCUGGGGCUCCAGAGGCCUCUCCUGUGGCCACCUUGUCAGAAUACAAAGGCAGUGUGGCCAGUGACUUGUCCGUUUACAGUGAUGGUGGGCUCCGGGAGGAUAGCGUCCGUGACUACAGUGGUGUGAUCAGGAGCAUUGUUGCUGAACCAGGUGCAAUGGACAGACUGAUGACAGAUGAGCACGGUAAUGGCAAAGCUCCCAAAAAGAAGUCAUUCAGUGACCCCAGUCGCCGUAGUGAUGCCCCUUUACUUUCUCAGAGUGAUCCUCAGUGUAAAGGUCAGUGUGGUAGCACUCAACCAAUCAGUGAGCUUGAUCAUCCUGGCCAGAUCCCACCUUCUAGCAGUGAGCCAAUCCUGAGCGAGCAAAGAGAGGAACUGUGGGAGCCAGAGGCUAACCCUAAGCACGCAUUGCCAACAGAGCCGCAUCACCAUGCAAACAGCAGUAAUAAAGUCAAGAAACCUCGAUCCCAGUCAGAGUGUGCCCCCCUCUCUGAUAACCAUGAAGAUGAAGAUAACGAUGUCAUAGAUGAAGGUGGAGAGGAGAAAGAAGAAGAUGUGAGGAAGUUUAACUUUGACCUCAAGCUCGCUGAGGUCCUGUCUCCUAGAAUGAUUCGUCGCCCCCCCAGAAAGCGUCCAAACAGGCUGGCUCUCUUUUUCCCUCAUGAGGACCCAUUUGAACCUCCAGAACGGGGUUUGGAGGGACAAGAGGAUCAGAGUGACCAAACCGACCUCACCCGUCCUCUUCCCCCUCCCCCGGUGCAAUCCAAACCCAAAACCAGAUCCAAGCAUGUCCGCCAUGCCAGUGAACCCGCCACCUUUAUCCCUAUCUCCCCACCCCCACAACUCCAGCCGCUGAAGGAAGUGGACUGCCUUGCUGUUCGGCGGGCUGCAGAGGCUCCAACCUUAAGUAAACUUCCAGGAGAUGAAGCUCCGUCUCUCGAAGAUGUGACCCAGAAGUAUAUUCUUGAAUUAAACACUGCUGAGAAAGACACUGAGGGCCCAGGGCCUCUUCUAGUGCCCAGGGAUGGUGUUGAAGGUUCGGUAUCAGCUUCAGAGGGGCCCUGCGAGAGCAGCACCAGUGGAAUUACAGAAGCUGGACCACAGAAGAAGGGCUCAGAGGACACUGUAUCCACGCCUACCCUGCAGAGGACCAAGCCCAGGGUGGACAUGAGGAAACAUGUGAUGAUGACCCUCUUGGACACAGAGCAGUCAUAUGUGGAGUCGCUGCGCACUCUCAUUCAGGGCUACAUGCGUCCUCUCAAACAACCAGACAGCGGCUCUAUAGUGGACCCUCUGCUGGUGGACGAGAUGUUUUACCAGAUCCCAGAGAUCCUGGAGCACCACGAGCACUUCCUGGAGCAGGUCUCCGGCUGCGUCAGCCAAUGGCAUGACAGACAGACUGUGGGACACCUCCUCAUCCAAUCAUUUUCCAAAGACACUCUAGCUAAUAUGUAUUCAGCGUACAUAGACAACUUUCUCAGCGCCAAAGAUGCUGUGAGGAUUGCCAAGGAGGCCAAGCCAGCGUUUCACAAGUUUCUGGAGCAAAACAUGCGUGAGAACAAAGAGAAACAGGCUCUGGGUGAUCUGAUGAUUAAGCCGGUGCAGAGGAUUCCUCGAUAUGAGCUGCUGGUUAAGGACUUGCUCAAGCACACCCCAGAGGAUCACCCAGACCACCCAUUCCUACUGGAUGCCCAGAGGGACAUCAAGCGCUUGGCUGAGAAGAUCAAUAAGGGACGUCGCUCUGCUGAGGAGGCAGAGAGGGAGGCCAGGGUCAUUCAGGAGAUUGAGGCACACAUAGAAGGAGUUGAACAUAUUCUGAACCCCCAGAGGAAGUUCUUGAGACAAGAAAUGGUCAUGGAGGCUAAGACAGUGGGUGGGAAGAAGGACCGGUCUCUCUUCCUCUUCAGUGAUCUGAUCAUCUGCACCACUCUCAAGAGGAAGUCUGGCUCGUUAAGACGCAGCUCCAUGAGCCUAUACUCUGCUGCGAGUGUGAUUGAUACUUCCAGUAAAUACAAGUUCCUGUGGAAACUUCCCCUAGAGGAAGUGGAGGUGGUGAAAAGUCCCAGUCAGGCAACAAACAAGGAGAGCAUCCAGAAGAUGAUUAGUCGAUUAGAUGAGGAUCUCAGCACGCUGGGUCAGAUUAGCAAACUGUCUGAGACGCUCAGCUUCCCACACCAGUCCCUUGACGAGGUUAUAAAGGAUCUGAUGGCAUCAGUGCACAGGGAGUUGUCAGAGAAACAGUCGUUGGCCUUUAGUAUGACCUUCCUUCCCACAAAGCUGGAGUUUACUACAGCCUCUGCUGAGAGCAGCUUUGUGUUUGAGUUUACCUCCCCUGAUGCUCGCUCCAACUUUGAACAAGCUUUUGAGGAAGCCAAGAAGAAACUAGCUAUGAAUAAGGACCAGUGGGACCCAGAGUUUCUGAAGGCAAUUCCUAUAAUGAAAACACGUAGUGGGAUGCAGUUUUCAUGUGCCUCUCCCAGCCACAGCUGUCCCGACAGUGGCUGUGAAGUGUGGGUGUGUAACAGUGAUGGAUACGUGGGACAGGUGUGUCUGCUGAACAUCAAAGAUGAGCCCACAGUGGAGGCCUGUAUCGCUGUCUGCUCAGCGAGGAUCAUCUGCAUUGCUGCUGUACCAGGACUCAAGGGAAGGGAGCGUGGAUCAGAGCCCGCCCUGGCCCCCACCUCUAGAGCACCCGGUCAGCAGCUCCAUAUAUCUAUCUCUCAUUCAUCUCUGGAGCUGACAGAGCAACCUACAGGACCAGGGGCCGAGCUUGUUCCGUUUGACAGCGAUGACACAGAUGAUGAGGAUUCACCCAGUCCUUCUUCCACUCUGCAGAGUCAGGCUAGUCACUCCACCAUCUCAUCCAGCUAUGGCAAUGAUGAGGGUCCAGGCUCCAAGGAUAUGGCUACAGAGACCACCAGCAGUGAGGAGGAGCAGGAGUUCCCAGUGGCAAGCUCUUAUGGUGCUCCAGGGAUGUUAGGGGUUGGCGGUGGAAGUCGAGCCCAGACAGAGAGCCCUAUGGACGGCCGUGCCAUGCGCCGAUCCUCCCGGGGCUCUUUCACCCGGGCGAGUCUGGAGGACCUGCUCAGCAUCGACCCUGAAGCCUACCAGAGCUCAGUGUGGCUGGGCACAGAGGAUGGCUGCAUCCACGUCUACCAGUCCUCGGACAACAUUCGCAACCGUAAAAAUAGCAUGAAGAUGCAACACUCUGCUUCCAUCCUCUGUAUACUGUAUUUGGACAACAAAGUGUUUGUGUCCUUGGCCAAUGGAGAGGUGAUCGUCUAUCAGAGAGAAGCAGGUAGUUUCUGGGAUCCUCAGUCUUCUCAGACAUUAGUUUUGGGCACGCAUGGUAGUCCUGUCACCAAAAUGGUUCCUGUGGGAGGGAAGCUUUGGUGUGGCUCACAGAACAGAGUCCUCAUUAUCAACACAGCUACACUGGUGCAAGAGCACUGGUUCCAGGUAGGCACUGACAGCAGCCGGUGUGUGACGUGCAUGGUGGCGUACGGUCAGGGUGUGUGGCUGGCGUUGCAGGGCAGUGCACAGGUCAAACUGUACCACGCUCAGACCUGGGAGAGCCUGACAGAGGUAGACGUGGCGCCUGCUGUGCACAAGAUGCUCGCAGGUGCAGAUGCGAUCAUUCGGCAGCACAAAGCCGCCUGUUUGAGAAUCACAGCACUGCUGGCCUGUAAGGAUCUGCUGUGGAUUGGCACCAGUGCAGGGGUGGUCCUUACAUUGGCGAUCCCAGCAGUGAGCUCAGGGACUGGGGCUGGGACACUGAAAUCUCCCUUGGUGCCGAUGGGCUCGGCUCAUGGACACACUGGCCAUGUUCGGUUCCUGACGUCAAUCGAACUGCCAGAAGGGUUUGACAUGAACUUCCCUCCUCCGACAACUGACUCCACAGGAAACCAGACCAGCAGCACAGUUGAUGGGAAUCUCCAAAGGCGUGACUCCACACGUCGCAGGGCCUCUGCCCACAUCGCUCCAAAAACCAACCACCUAGUCAUUUCUGGCGGUGAUGGCUAUGAGGAUUUCAGACUGACCAAUAGCAGUGAAACAGUUGGACGGGACGACAGUACCAACCAUCUUUUGCUUUGGAGGGUCUGAGACAAUUAACCCCUGUUUGAACAACCCGCCCCAAACCUCCCUCUAGCUGAGAAUGGCGCACAAGCUCCUGUCCUUUUCCCCCAUGGGACUCCUCACUUUUUGGUGUUGUUGUUUUGGUCUUCUGCUCGGUCCACCAGUCUCUAUGUGCAUAAUAUGGCUGUCAGCUCCUUCCUGAACUUACAAAUGAAUAUGAUCACUUCAAACCCAGUUUUCUUGUGUUAAUGUUUUCUGAUGGUGUGCGUUGUUCCUCACUGAGUGGUGUCUGUGCGUGUUUAUUUUGGGGUUUUUUUGGCGUCUGCGAGUAUCGUCUAGAAACGUGUCCUUACACUCAAGUCUUUACUGACAGAGACAGAAGAAGUUAGAGAAGAGAGAAAAUCAAAUAACGACCUCUUCAAACUUUCACAGAUGCUCGCAGGUUCAGACUGAGAACGAAUGAAGGAAAGGAAGGGAGACAACGACAUGGACUCUUCAGAAUGUCAUUGCACAGGAGGAUGUUUAAAUGAACUUGGACAUGAGUGAAGAGAUGGAAUCUGAUCUGCUGUGGCGACUCCUGACGGGAGCAUCUGUAAGACAAAAAAGAGACAUUAGUGAAGCAUGCAAUUUUCCUUUGACAUUUUCUUUGGGUUUUUUUUUGGACCUGGACAUCAGCCCUUUAAUCCAUCAUCACUUCAUCUUGACCCGAACUUCAGACAAAAAGCCUCCUGAUGAUCAGAGGAAAAUGCCGUGACAAAAUAUAUGACUAUCAAUGAAUGAAACAUACCAACACAGACUGUAAUUUGAUGGAUAUUCUGAGUUUGUGUUCAUUUUUGCAGCUUAACGGAGAGUUUCACUUGACAUCCGUGAGCUUCUAAAGGAGUAAAGGACGACAUAUAUCACUCCUUAAAUCCUAUUGGCCAGGUCUGAACAACAGCCCCUAACGGUAGAUCUGAGAUCAGAUCUUUCUGAUCUUAGCAGGGAUGUAAUAAUAUCUACUCCAUGAUCAUUGCUUAUAGAGAUGAGACUGCCUAAAUCAUCUUCUCUCCUGUAGAGGGAGCGUGAACAAGAUCAUCAUUUAAGUGCAAUAUAUGGCAAGGGUAUCUAAUAAGACUAUAAUCACAUGCAUACAGUCACAUACAUUAUUGCACAGCCUUCACUCGCUGAAUCAGAAGACAUAUCUGUUUUGUUUUUUUUUUUAUUUAAUUUUUGCUACCAGUUAAAGAUAUCAUGAACAUAGGGGAAGCAGUGUCCCACUAUUGGUAGAAAAAAAAGUGCAUUGGAGACAUUCCUCCUUAACAUGACUAUGUGAAGCCUUGUAUGUGUUAAAGUUUUGACAUUAAGGGAUCAGAAAAGGUUUCUUUUGCCAUGAAAUUUCAAUUUAUUGAGUGUUCUGUCAGGAGGGAAAUCGGGACUGGUAUUGCUGAUUUCUAUAGCAGACUCUUUAAAGAUGACGCAAGGCUGUGGUAGCAGAUAAAGAUAGUUAUGUACAGUAUUUAUGGUUUUGAUUUUAGCGCCGUCUUAAACAGCACUUAAUUUAUAGAAGAUGUAGCUUUCACUUUUUCUUUUUGAGUUGAAGAACAAGGAUGCCCUGGCUUGAUUACCAGAACAGACAAACCAGCAUAGUUUGGCUCGGGGAGGCAAGCGUGCACACUAGUGGUGUAACAAUACUAUAGUCCACUCAUGGUUCGGUACGAUACACAACAACAGGGUUCUUAUUUUGGAGUUACAUGACUCCAUAAAUGUAGAGAGACAGGACCAUAAAGGAAAGGAUCUGGAGGAAAUAUUUUUGUCACCUACAAAACAUACCAAGCUGUCAAAUCAAUUCCAAAAUUAAUUUCAAGUUUGAAAUAGUAUCUGAAUGCAGCAGUAGAACUGAUAGAGAACGCAGCCACUGUUUAGGUGCCAAAUUCUAAGAUUACUUUAAAAUUUCUGUUGUUUUACAUCUCCAAGGUGGUGUUUUUGUUAAGUGAAACUUAGCACUAAGAAGUAGACAAACACAGAUCAGUGUUCAGUGUUGAUUGUUGGAAAACAAGAUGCACGUGGUGUGUUGAGACAACAGAGUGCAUGUGAAAUAGAGUAGGUCAGAAGGACAAACACUGAGCACCUGCACGUGCCUUCAGAAGGCUAAAAGUUAAGCCAUUUUACACACAAACACAAACGCUGAGUGAAAAGUCGUCUCUCUGAAGGACGACUCUGACUUGUCCUUGCACCCCCCCCCCCCACACACACACACGUACACACACAUACGAUAGCCUUAGGCUUUGGGGUUAAGCGGUGAUUGUCUUUGAUCCCUCCAAGCCUAGAAAACCUCAUUGCACCUUAACCAGCCAUCUGGGCAUUUCAGCUCAGCUUUUCCACGUCCAAACACAUCCACAUUAGGUUAACUCUCCAGCCGUGAGCGGGGCUGACUGUAAAGAGGAUUAGCUGGCUGUUGUGAUAGCUGCUAACUAGCCAGUGAUCUCCUGGUCUCUGUGUGUGUAAAAGUGUAACCGGCUGUGUCCGUGUAUGCUCAACAAGUGUUAUUCAGCUGAAAAGUAUAAAAAUUAGCUUGUCAUUUUUCUGCCCACAAUUGAGGCAAAAUUUGCUUGUGGUAGCCUGUGAAGAAGGCAGCAGAGGAAAGUUUGAGAAUUUUGAGUUUGGGAAAUACGCAUGUUUGGUUUCUUGUUGAGAAUUAGGUGAGAAGAUGAUGCCACUCUCGAGUCUGUUGGAUAAAUGUUAAGCUACAGCCGGGACAUGGUUAGCUUAGCUCUUAAUGCUAAGCUAAGCUAAGAGCCUCUUGGUUAGCUUUUUAUUUACCUUUCAGAUGUGAAAGCAGCACCUUAUCUAACUUUCUGCAAAAAAGCGAAUAAGAUUACGACCUAAAAUAUCAAAAUUAUGUCCUGUAAUGUUAAGGUAGCAGAUGCAAGUGUUUUUAAUGUUCUGUAUGAUUCACAGCAAAGUUCAUGUUUGUGUUCUCAGUGCCAACAGCUGCAAAGUUACCCAUGAAAAUGCUGUAUAUCUAUGCUGGCUGUAGAGCGAUGGAGAGUUCUCUGCAGAAUGGAGUUUGUUUAUUUUCUGUGAACAGUGAAAAACUGGGAGUGUUUGGAGGAACAUCCGUGUGCUAUUUCUGCUGGUACAAGCGCUUUUGCAGCAGCAUUUCUAAGAAACUGAGAUGAUCAGCAAAAAAAGCUCAUAGGUCCUUGAUGAUGAGUCCUGGACCUGGGCUGGAAACAGAUUUGUUUGACGGCUCCAUUCAUGAUUUUCUGAAAGUGCUGCCAUAGAUGGAGUCAAUAAAUUUCAAGUCAGCUGAUUCAGAAAAUGUAACUUUCUUUAAAAUCUGCCUUAAGAAUAUACUUUUACAUUUUCUCAGUAGUCACAUAAAUAUAAAUGACUGAAUAAUCAUAUUUUCAGUGGUUGCAUUGUAGGUUUUGACCCCAGUUUAUCAACUUACACUCUCUUCAUACAAGCAUGCACACGCACGCACACACACACACACACACUGCAUCUUAGAUAUGAAGAAAAACUUAAUGCUAAUUUGACCAGGAUUGAGAGAAUGGAGCAUGUUGAGUGCCAAGAAACAGUAGAUUCACACUUUAUUUUCACCAUCACAUCAAACUCACUGAUUAACUCCCAGCAACUUGUAAGUAACCUCCUCAUGUCCCUAUGUGAACAAAGUCUUUAUUGUUGUAAAUAUUGGUAUAUAUUGCCUUUUUUCUGUAAAUAGUGCACCCACGGUCCUCAAUUGUUGAUAUGAAUCUAAUGGCAUAUUUUUAUAUAUUUGUGUAAGGUUUGUUUUUGUUUGUACCCCCCCCCCCCCUCCCUCUGGCAUGUGCUGUCGGUCACGUUUAAAUUAUAACUGUCAUAGAUCUUUCUAGAAGAAGACAAAAUCGCCUCUGUUGUGACCAGGGUGACUGAAAGAUGGAAAGCGGUGAUGUUGACGUUUGCCUUGUUACAGACGUCUGCACGAAGAAAAACACCUGGUCAUAUCUGUUUAUCUCUGGCUCUGGUUGACAUCUUGCAGUCGUCAUGGUUACAGUCUAUCAGAGUUUCUUCCUGUACGUAGGUGUUCUUGUCACUGUGGGUUCCUCUUUGUAAUUAAAUCAGUUCACUGG